AUGGCCGAUUCCGAACUCGAGCAGAUCCGGCAGGCUCGUCUCGCCCAGCUCAGGGCGCAGGGCGCCGGCGCCGGUAUUGGCCCCGGCAGCGUCGACGAUGAACCCCAAAAGCAAAAGCAGCAGCAGAUGGAGGCCCGGCAGCACAUGCUCAGCCAGAUCCUGCACCCCGAGGCGGCCGACCGACUGGGCCGCAUCCGGCUCGUCAAGGAGAAGCGGGCCACGGAGAUUGAGGACCGGCUCAUCUCGCUUGCGCAGAGGGGCCAGCUGCGGCAGAAGGUGACGGAGGCGCAGCUCAAGGAGCUGCUCAACGCCGAGUCGAACGGCAAGGGCGCCGAGAAGAUUGUCGUGAGCAGGCGCAAGGGCUGGGACGAGGAUGACGACCUGAUCGGCCUGUAA
Messenger RNA from Drechmeria coniospora, 396 nucleotides. Its product is annotated as putative programed cell death protein. The transcript is spliced from 3 exons. The record is from RefSeq and is a predicted model, not a curated record. Lineage: Eukaryota; Fungi; Ascomycota; Sordariomycetes; Hypocreales; Ophiocordycipitaceae. The coding region runs from base 1 to 396 and encodes 131 amino acids. Gene Ontology annotation, cellular component: cytosol; nucleus. Gene Ontology annotation, molecular function: DNA binding.